Dicentrarchus labrax (European seabass) is the source of this 2022-nucleotide messenger RNA. RefSeq names its product STING1 ER exit protein 1 (gene steep1). The transcript has a single exon. Lineage: Eukaryota; Metazoa; Chordata; Actinopteri; Moronidae. The record is from RefSeq and is a predicted model, not a curated record. The coding region runs from base 158 to 835 and encodes 225 amino acids.
ACGCGGAGGGAUCGGCAGUAACACAGCGACGUGCCCCGGAAGCGUUGCGUUGUUUGUGUGUUCAGAAACAAAUUGAACCGGUACUUUGGUCGUCAUGGCGUUUUAACCGCAGUUAGAUAGACAACAGGGACAUUAUUCCACCUCAAAGAGCGUCAACAUGCCGAAGGUCGUGUCCAGAAGCGUCGUGUGCUCGGACACCAGAGACCGGGAGGAGUACGACGACGGAGAAAAGCCCCUCCACGUCUACUACUGCCUCUGCGGACAGAUGGUUCUGGUGCUGGACUGCCAGCUGGAGAAGCUUCCCAUGAGGCCCCGGGACCGAGCCAGGGUGAUCGACGCCGCCAAACACGCACACAAGUUCUGCAACGUGGAGGCGGACGAGAACGCGUACCUGAAGAGAGCCGAGGGCAUCGAGAGGCAGCACCGCAAGAAGUGCGGCAAGUGCGGCCUGCUGCUCUUCUACCAGCACCAGGAGAAGAACAACCCGGCCACCUUCAUCGUGGACGGGGCCGUGGUGAAGUUCGGCCAGGGCUUCGGCAACACCAGCGUGUACAGCCAGAAGCAGCCGGAGGCGCCCAAGAAGGUCCGAGUGAUGAUGACCAAGCGCACCAAGGACAUGGGCAAGUUCAGCUCCGUCACCGUGUCCACCAUCGAUGAGGAAGAGGAGGAGAUCGAGGCCAGGGAGGUGGCGGACUCGUACGCGCAGAACGCCAAGGUGAUCGAGAAGCAGCUGGAGAGGAAGGGCAUGAGCAAGAGGAGGCUGCAGGAGCUGGCCGAGCUGGAGGCCAAGAAGGCGAAGAUGAAGGGCACCCUGAUUGAUAAUCAGUUCAAGUAGUAUAGGUGGGGAUCGAUGAAGAGGAGGGUGUAUGGACUGGUACAGGACUGGUGAUCUCUCGUGUUCUUGGUUCUUUUUUUUUAAUUUUGUUUAAAAUGUUAUUUUGUACAAAAUAAAUAAAAUAAAAGACCAAAUGGGUUUUUUUUAAAAAAGCAUUUGUUCUUGGUGUAAUCUUCACUGUGGAGGUCAAUAAUGGGGAAUUCAUUUAAAGUAUUAAAAGGUCCAGUGUGAAACAUUGAGGAGGAUCUAUUGGUAGAAUAUAAUAUUCAUAGGUAUGUUUUCAUCCGUGUUUAAUCACCUGAAUAUAAGAAUCAUUGUGUUUUCGUUACGUUAGAAUGAGCUGGUUUUGAUUUAUAGAUGCCGUGGGUCGACAAAACUAAACUUGAGUGCCUCUAAAUCUAAAUCUAAUCCUCCCCACUGGUCCUUUUUUAAAGGUUAUUCAGAUAGUUAAAUCAUAGUUGUGUGUGUUGUGUUAACAUUAGAGCUCUCUCUUACCCUCAGGUGUGCCUAAACUACAGGUAAACAACUUUAAAGUACAACAGCGUGAAUUCGUCGGUUAUCUUAUUGCUAUCAGCCAUGAGGGAACAGGUAACGGCUGGUUUUCUGUAUCUGAUAAUUAAUCAUUUAGGUCAUUUAUCAAGAAAAAAUCGCAACACUUUCUCUGGCCGCAUGCUCAAAUGUGAAGAUCUGCAGCUCUUCUCUGUUUUAUAUGUUUCUAAAUAGAAUAUUUUUGGGACCGUUUGUAAGAUAAAUUAUUGCAAAACAUCGCCCUGUAGCCCCCCGGGAACCUGUGAUGAACAUUUUUAACAGUUUCUGACAUGUUAAAGACAAAACGAUUCAUCGAUUAAUGUAAUUAAUCAAUAGUGUAAAAUAAACUUUCGUUGCAGCCUUUUAAACAGCAGUACAAUCUGGUGACAGUAGACCUUUUAUUCACUGUAGGAUUUCUGUAGGAAAAGCACUGGUGUGAAUAAUGAAAUGAGUGUUGGAUGAAUUCCUUUUAGCUGCUUUAGUUUCAGGGUCCUGGUGUUGUUCACGCUGUGCUCACUGUCACACUUUCAUGGUUUACUGGGACACGUGAAUAGAACCAUUGUUAGUGUCAUUACAGACGGAUGAAUCUAUGUUACGUGUGUAGAAAUAGAUCCAGAUUUUCAUUAAUGUCAAUAAAUUCUAUCAUUUAUUAUUUGGAA